Molecule: messenger RNA, 1643 nt
Organism: Oppiella nova
Lineage: Eukaryota; Metazoa; Arthropoda; Arachnida; Sarcoptiformes; Oppiidae
Source: the annotation of a GenBank genome assembly
CACACUUAUAUCCAUCCAACGUCUCAUCAUUGAUGCCAAUCGACUCUCAAGAGAUCCAGUCAUCCGUUUAUUACGACACCACUCCAAGCGCUACUAAUCUUAAUGGAGAUAAUCGGUCCACUCCUCUGGACCACAAUGGCUAUGAAAUGACCAAUACUUACAACCCGUCCAGUCUUGUCGUUCCGUCGGGUAUCGGAGCGGCAUUGAUAUCAUCGAUGGCAACGCUAACGAAUGGAAGCGAACCCAUUCCCGAAUUGGGCUGUUCUGCAGCUAUUUAUGGCUCAGAUAUCAAUGAUUUGGUUUACGUCAACAACGCUUCCGCACAACUGUCCCAUCAAAACAGUUCGGAGUACUUAUUGACUGACUUAUUAUCCGAAGAAGACUUGCAUUUGAUUGAGAUGUCGACCGCUAAUAACCAAUCGUUAUCUCAUUAUCAUUUGCCGUCUCAUCACUACAAUCAACAUCACAACCAAACUAUUGUCACCAACACUACUGAAGAUAUUAUGGACGCCAGCAGUGAUUCAGCCGUUUCUUCCAUGAGCUCCGAUAGGAUUCACUCGCUUUCAGAUAAUGAGUGGAUCGACUCGUGUUCGGAGACGUCUUCACACAACGGCGACCCAAAUCAUAGCGAAUACACCACUCGAAUGACUCCCAAUGGCUAUCGUUUGUGUCACACAAACAGCGCUCAAAAGAAGUAUAAAUUAUUUGGUCGACGGACUGAAUGUAAGGAAGAGGACUACGAAUGUGUUGAGAGCUCGCGAGGACUCGACACAAAUCAACUGCAGGCCAAUGGCUCCUAUUCUGAUGGCUAUAACAGCUUGUCUGACAACUAUUGUUACACUGAUUUGUCGCCACAAACACAACAGAAUCACAAUCUGUUAAUGAAUGGGCCGUCAGUGUCAUCGGUGUCUCACAACCACACGUAUCACAUGCCGAGCGGACACAACCCAGAGAUGAAUGGCGUUCCCUCUGUUUCGGCCGCCGAUGCCAUGGCUGCCAUUCACGAGCAAUGGGCCAACUCUAAGGCCAGUUGUGCGGCGAGGAGUUCACGAAAAUACAGUUCUGAUGGCGAGGGUCUCAGCGAAGAGCAGCUGCAGCUCAAUAGGGAUGAGAAACGUGCCAAAGCUCUCCGCAUUCCGAUCCCAACCCAAGAUAUUAUUAAUCUGCCGAUCGAUGAGUUUAACGAAAGAUUAGCUAAAUAUGAGUUAAAUGAGGCGCAGCUCUCACUCAUCAGAGAUAUUCGCAGACGAGGUAAGAACAAAGUCGCGGCACAAAACUGUCGGAAGCGAAAGUUGGAUCAAAUACUGGGUCUACAGCACGAAGUGGACGGUAUGUUCUCACAGAAGCACUCACUGGAGACACAACACGACCAGCUCUUGAUGUUACGUGAGAUGGCGAGAGAGAAGUACUCAAAGCUCUAUCAUUUCAUUGUGGAGGCGUCGGCCACUCAACACAACCUCUACGGCUCAUCCAUAUGUCCGCCCGAUUACCCGCACCGACCCUUCGAGCAACAGCAACAUAUGGACGCCGAUCGUCAUAACUCUUUGAUUGUCACAAAUUGUAGCGAUUCUGACGUAAGGAUUACUUCAUUGGGCGAAAUGCAACUGAAUUUUCAAAACGAAAAAUUUGAUAAAAAUGAGUAG